Rhipicephalus sanguineus (brown dog tick) is the source of this 1031-nucleotide messenger RNA. RefSeq lists its product as uncharacterized. Lineage: Eukaryota; Metazoa; Arthropoda; Arachnida; Ixodida; Ixodidae. The transcript is spliced from 2 exons. The record is from RefSeq and is a predicted model, not a curated record. The coding region runs from base 122 to 667 and encodes 181 amino acids.
UGCUUGAUGAAUUUCGUCCCUAGUGUCAUGGUGUCAUCUUCACCUCCGCCGGCGCUGUCUCCGCGCACGUGUCACGAAGUGUCGUCGGUGUCGUCAAGUAGCCGCAAAAGUCAAUACUCCCAUGAAAUGCGACGUUUGUGGCGUUGGCCUGUCUUCACUGGAAAAAUAUGUGGAGCACCACAUCGCAGCGCACAAAUUCGCCGCCGACUACGUGCAGCAGGCGUUCCACAAAGAUAAAGAAUUCAGUGAAUGGAAAGCUCAGGAAGAGGCGAACUGUUGGUUUGUUCUUCACACGGCUCCCAAAAAGCUGGCCAGUGGGGAAACGAGGAGCCACUACUACUCUAAUAGAUCAGGAGUGGCUAGGCCAAAGGAAGGUCAUGGUAAUCGUCGAGAAAAAAGUCAGGGUACCUGCAAGUCCGGUAAGAUAUGUCUUUCAUUUAUUACUGUGACGAAGAAGGAGAACACUCAGAGCCCGGCACCUGAAGAUAUCACCAUAAAUGUAAGGUACCAAAGAAAGCAUUAUGGCCAUAAAGCAGAAAUUCAGCACUUGAGGAUGAGUGACAAAGAAAAGGCCAACGGGGUUAACCAACGUAGCAGAGGACCUGGAGCGUGGUGUGCCCAUGAAACCAUAUUGAAUAAUAUAAGAACAUCUGUUGGGGGCAUGUAAGCUGAGGCCAGCACAUUUGGCAGAACGCAUAACUCUGCAUAACAUCAAACGGCAGUUUCACAUUGCUGCUCCUGAACAGUGUCACACCAAUGAUGCUGUCAGUGUAGAUAUGUGGGUGAAAGCAAUGUAAGACAAAGGUGAAACACUUGUCUGUCUGUAUAAGGCACAAGGUGCAGUGGACCCAACUGAUGAUGAUGAAAUGAACUUUAUUUGGUCCUGGAGAACCCCGAUCAGACAACCCCCGAAGGGGGGUCCGCCGCAGUUGCUGGCCGCGCCCACGCCGGUACUGGAAGACCGUGGCCCUCCGCCCGUUCGCAGGCCUCCUGGACCCAACUGGUACUUUUGGUGCAACAGAUUUUGCCAU